This is a messenger RNA of Sphenostylis stenocarpa, 1923 nucleotides long. The record is from the annotation of a GenBank genome assembly. Lineage: Eukaryota; Viridiplantae; Streptophyta; Magnoliopsida; Fabales; Fabaceae.
AUGUAUAUAUUCCAUCAGAAAACUGAAAAACCUGAAACCAAGGACAAUGUCAGCAUAGUGGCAGAGAAUUUAGACAAGAAGGAUACAAUUGAUAUCGAAUCAAAGGAAGGAACAGAUACCAAACAAUUGACUGAUAUGAAGAUACCAAAGUCAGAAACGGAAGGUGUGCCAAAAGAUGAAUCUUUAAAACCAAAAGCCAGAGUAGUAAUAGGCAGAACCGAAGCACGUGAUGAGUGUAGUCAAGAAGAGAUACAGACAAAAGCAGAUGUUACAGUGAAGUGUAACACAGAGGUGCAAACACCAGAAUAUGUUAAUGUAGAAACACUAGAAAUAAACACCAAUAAUUAUACUGAGGAACAAGAAGUUCCGACAUCUCAUGCCAAAGAGAAAGAAGGGACUCAAGAUAAUGCUAAGUGCAGCCAAGAGGAAGAAGCAAAAGGGAUGGAAGAACCAACAAAAACAUUGUUACAGGAGGAAGAAUUCCAGGCAAGAACACUCACUCCUGCCUCUGUACAACGAGAUACUAAUCAAAUUCCAGAGCAAGAAACAUUGUACAUUGACAAAUCAGAAUUGAUUGAUAAUCCCAUGCAGGGCUGCAUACCAAAAAUGGCACAAGACACAAAAUCUACUGAUGUUCAGGAAACUGACAAACCAGAACCCAAGGACAAUGUCAGCAUAGUGACAGAGAAACUAGACAAAGAGGAUGCAAGCUACAUCAGAUCAGAGGAAGGAACAGAUGCCAAACAAUUGACUGACGUGGAGAUACCAAAGUCAGAAAUUGAAGGUGCAUCAAAAGAUGAAGCUCAACAACCAAUAGCCAACACAGUAUCAGUGGGAAGCAAAGUAGUUGAUGAGACUAGUCAAGAAGAGAUACAGUCAGAAGCAGAUAUUAUAGUAAAAUCUAAUAAAGAGGGGCAAAGGCCAGAAUAUGCUACUAAGGGAACUUUAGAAAUAAACACCACUAGUUAUUCUAAGGAACAGGAAGAGCUUCCAAUAUCUCAUGUCAGUCUGAAAGAAGGAAUCGAAGAUGACGGAAAAUUUAGUCAAGAGGAAGAAUCAAAAGGGAUUGAAGAAGAUCCAAAAGCUCAGGAGGAAGAACUCCAGACAAGAUCAACCACUCUUGCCUUUGUCCAAGGUGAUACUAAUCAAAUUCCUCAGCAAGAAACACAGCACAUUGAUGAAUCAGAAGUUUUUGAUAAUGCCAAGCUAAGUUGCAUACCAGCAAUUGAACUUGACAGAAAGACCACUGUUGUACAGGAAACUGAAAAUCCUGAAACCAAGGAUAAUGUCAGCAUAGUAGCAGAGAAUUUAGACGAUAAGGAUGAAACUGAAAUCAGGGCAGAGGAAGGAACAUAUACCAAACAAUCGACUGAUGUGGAGAUACCGAAAUCCGAAAGAGAAGUUGGAUCCAAAGCACUUGCUCAGAGUAGCCAAGAAGAGAUACUGCCAGAAACAGAUGUUAAUGAGAAAUCCAACAAAGAGAUGCAAACACCAGAAUAUGUUACUGAUGAAGAGUUAGAAAUAAACACCACAAAUUACACUGGGAAACAAGAAGAGGUUCCAAAGUCUCAUCCCAGAGAGAAAGAAAGGAUUGAGGAUAAAUUCAAUCAAGCAGAAGAAGUUAAAGGAAUUUCAGAAGCAGCAGAAACGCCGGAGGAAGAAGUCCAGACAAGAUCAUCCACUCCUGCCUCAGUUCAAGGUGAUACUAAUCAAAUAUUGCAGAAGAAAACACUACAAGCUGAUGAAUCAGAAGUAAUUGACAAUGCCACUAUUGUUCAGGAAACUGAAGUAUCUGAAACCAAAGACAAUGCCGAAAGAGCAAUAGAGAAUUUAGGCAACGACACAAGUGAAAUCAGAGAAGGAAAAGAUGUCAACCAAUUGAACAAUUUGGAGAUGCCAAAGUCAGAAACUGAAGGUAACUAA